This is a messenger RNA of Rangifer tarandus platyrhynchus (Svalbard reindeer), 244 nucleotides long. Lineage: Eukaryota; Metazoa; Chordata; Mammalia; Artiodactyla; Cervidae. The record is from the annotation of a GenBank genome assembly.
AUGGAAAGCUCAGAUGCUGACGAUGAAGAAGACAGAGUUUCGGUCCGACGCAGAGAUCAGAUAGACCGAAAGGCUCGAGAAGAUGAUUGCUACAGACUCGUAAGUGAUCUGAGUGAAGGAGAUUACAUACUUAUGAGGGACAACAAUUUGCUUGGCCCCCUAGGUGAAAGUACAGAAGAAGAGUUGAUGAGGAGACGUCAAUUAAUGAAAGAAAACCCACUACAAAACUCAGAGGAAAAUCCAG